AUGUCCAACACACAUUUCACAGUGAACGUUCUUGAGCAAUGCAGAAUCACUCCCCCACCCAACACAACUCCAACAACCUCUAUCCUACCACUAACCUUCUUUGAUCUUCCUUGGCUCUUCUUCUCUCCAAGCCAACCCCUCUUUUUCUAUGAAUUCCCAACCUUUCACUUCACAACUACAAUACUCCCAAAACUAAAGCAAUCUCUCUCCCUCACACUUCAACAUUACUAUCCUUUUGCUGGUAGCUUUGUGCCAUCACAUGAUCACUCCAAACCUCAUCUCAUUUACACUAAUAACAACUCAGUUCCAUUGACAAUAUCUGAGUCAAAUGGCAACUUCAACCACUUUUGUAGCAAUCACAUUAGAGAUGUCAAAGAUUUCCACUUACUUGUACCCAAAUUGGCAUGUGAAGGUAAUGAGUUUCCUUUGCUAGCUAUUCAAGUAACAUUAUUCCCACGUGUUGGCAUUUGCAUCGGUAUUACUUUUCACCAUGUUGUUGCUGAUGGGAGAACCUUCCACAAUUUCUUCAAGACAUGGGCCUCAUAUUGUAGCUCAGGGUCAGCUUCAACAUUCCGACCAAAGUCACUGCCAUGUUGUGACCGAAGUGUGAUUGUUGACGCAAAUGGCCUUGAAGAGGUUUUCUUGAAAGAAUGGAAAAAAAGAGGACUAGCACAGGGUAUUGCCAUAGGUAGAGAAGCCAAACUGGUAGAUCUUUCAGUCUUGGUUCGAGCCACUUUCUUAAUGGGUACCACUCAAAUGGAGAAAAUUAAAUGCUUGAUUAUUAAUUGUUGCAAGGAUAAGAACCAGCCUCAGCCUGUUCAUUUAUCUGCUUAUGUGUUAGCUUGUGCUUUUACAUGGGUUUGUCUACUCAAAACCCAACAAAGUGUGAAUGUGAAAGCAAUCCAUGAAGACAACACAUACUUGGGAUUCAUUGCUGGUGGAAUAACUAGAUUGGACUAUGCGGUGCCAAUGACGUAUUUGGGUAAUUGUGUUGGCUUUGGCAGGGCAUCAGUGAAGAGAGAAGACAUACUAGGAGAAGAUGGGGUUGUUGCUGCAGCUAAAGCAAUUGGAAGCACGAUUAAGAAACUUGAUGCAUCAAUUUUUGCGGGUGCAGAGAAAUGGAUUUUGGAUUGGGAUGUGUUACAUGGGUCAAAACAGCACGUGUAUGCUACCUGGUCUCCAAAAUUGAAGCCUUAUGAAUUAGAUUUUGGGUGGGGGAGGCCCAAGAAAAUAGAGGAGAUCUCAAUUGAUUUUACAGGAGCUUUUUCACUCAUACAAAGCAGAGACAUUGAGGGUGGAAUUGAAAUAGGCUUAGCUUUACCCAAGAAUGAAAUGGAUACUUUCUCCAUUUUGUUCACCAAAGGGCUUGAUGCUCUACCAUGAUCUACUCUAGCGAGACCUUCUACUGAUCCAUGUCUCUUGCAUG
Molecule: messenger RNA, 1426 nt
Organism: Abrus precatorius (Indian licorice)
Lineage: Eukaryota; Viridiplantae; Streptophyta; Magnoliopsida; Fabales; Fabaceae
Product: anthocyanin 5-aromatic acyltransferase-like
Exons: 1
Coding region: 1-1383 (460 amino acids)
Source: RefSeq, a predicted model, not a curated record